This is a messenger RNA of Tauraco erythrolophus (red-crested turaco), 598 nucleotides long. It is a transcript of the gene MAGOH, whose product is annotated as mago homolog, exon junction complex subunit. NCBI's taxonomy places the organism in Eukaryota, Metazoa, Chordata, Aves, Musophagiformes, Musophagidae. Gene Ontology annotation, cellular component: nucleus; exon-exon junction complex; catalytic step 2 spliceosome. The record is from RefSeq and is a predicted model, not a curated record. Gene Ontology annotation, biological process: RNA splicing.
UCUACCUGCGCUACUACGUGGGGCAUAAGGGCAAGUUCGGCCACGAGUUCCUCGAGUUCGAGUUCCGGCCCGACGGGAAGCUGCGCUACGCCAACAACAGCAACUACAAGAACGACGUCAUGAUCCGAAAGGAGGCUUACGUGCACAAGAGCGUGAUGGAGGAGCUGAAGAGAAUCAUCGAUGACAGCGAAAUCACAAAGGAAGAUGAUGCGCUAUGGCCUCCUCCUGACAGAGUCGGUCGGCAGGAGCUUGAAAUAGUAAUCGGUGAUGAGCACAUCUCUUUUACCACGUCAAAAAUCGGUUCGCUCAUCGAUGUAAAUCAGUCCAAGGAUCCGGAAGGCUUGAGAGUGUUUUACUACCUGGUCCAGGACCUAAAGUGUCUAGUCUUCAGUCUUAUUGGACUACACUUCAAGAUUAAGCCAAUUUAAAUCAAACGAACUGAAGUUUGUAUUGCAGUAUCUGUAUGGGGGGUGGGAGGGAAUGCUGUUUCAAAUUCUUGCCAUUUCUGGCCUGAAGCUUUUUAUGUAUGUUAGAAUUUUUUUUUUACAAACUGUCAGUGACUGUCUCAAUAAAAUAGUAAGAUCUGUAUUUUUAAUUU